Molecule: messenger RNA, 1969 nt
Organism: Fukomys damarensis (Damara mole-rat)
Lineage: Eukaryota; Metazoa; Chordata; Mammalia; Rodentia; Bathyergidae
Gene: Kcnk18
Product: potassium two pore domain channel subfamily K member 18
Exons: 3
Coding region: 12-1289 (425 amino acids)
Biological process (GO): potassium ion transmembrane transport; stabilization of membrane potential
Cellular component (GO): membrane
Molecular function (GO): potassium ion leak channel activity
Source: RefSeq, a predicted model, not a curated record
UGGGGAAGUGAAUGUACAUCCACUCAGCACUGGAGCCCGGCCAUCCUCCAGCCACUCCCACCUUUCUGCUCUUGCAGGGUCUGGAUGCUCUGGCUUCUUCUUCCUGUCCAGCCCCAGGCGCUCUGCUCCAGGAGAUGGAGGCUGAAGGGGCGCCCCCCGCCAGCGGCUGCUGCCCCGUGGCCCUAGGGAAGCUUCUGCCAGGCCUCUGCUUCCUCGGCUGCCUGGUGACCUACGCCCUGCUGGGUGCUGUGCUGUUCUCCGUGAUUGAGGGCAGCCAGGUCCAGAGGGCAGAAAAUAAACCCGAGUUCCAGAAGUUCCUGAGUGAGAUGUCUAGAAUCCUGAACUGCACGGCGACAGCUUCAGAAGACAAAAAACAGGAAGUGCUGAAUCUUCUACAGGAGGUGCAGCCCGAGAAGUGGCUCCAGACGCCGGAGGACUGGAACUUCCUGGGCUCACUCUUUUUCUGCUGCACGGUGUUCAGCACAGUGGGUUACGGCCACCUGUUUCCUGUCACAAGGGUUGGCAGGUACUUGUGCAUGCUGUACGCCCUCUUUGGAAUUCCCUUGAUGUUCUUGGUCCUCACAGACAUAGGUGACGUCCUGGCAACCAUUUUAUCCAAGUCUUACAAUGGGCUACGCACACUCCCUUUCUUCCUCUCUUCCCCCUCCAAGUGGUGCUCCCUCCUGCACUGCAGAAGAAAGUCUGACUCCCGUCCUGUGGAUGAAGCUGUCCCUCAGAUCAUCGUCGGGGAUGGAGAGCUCGCUGGCCCUAAUUCUGGCAAGUGUCCUUCAGCCCCAGGUUCCAACACAGAGCUGUUUGAGAGAUUCAUCACCAAACAGCAAGAGAACUUGCUCCAACUGCCCCCACGUAACCUGGAGAAGAGCAGCUCGUGUCCUGAGCUGAGGCUGGGAAGACUCUCCUGCUCCAUCAUCAGCAACCUGGAUGAGGUGGGACAGGAAGUAGAAAGGCUGGACGUCCCCCUCCCUGUCAUCGCCCUUGUGAUCUUUGCCUACAUUUCCUGUGCAGCUGCCAUUUUGCCCUGCUGGGAGACAGAGAUGAACUUUGAGGAGGCCUUCUAUUUCUGUUUUGUCACACUGACCACCAUCGGGUUCGGGGACAUUAAGUUAAAUCACCCUCACUUCUUCUUGUUUUUCUCCAUUUAUAUCAUCAUCGGAAUGGAGAUCGUGUGUAUUGCUUUCAAGUUGAUGCAAAACAGGAUCAUUAAUAUCUACAAAAAUGUCAUGCUAUUCUUUGCCAAAGGGAAGUUUUACCACCUUGUUAAAAAGUGAAGGCUGUGUAUCUCUCAAGUGACAGACAGGCUGAGCUGGUUUUCUUGCCUUGUCUAUGGGUGAUGUGAUUAAAACCAGUGGCACUGAAGCCUGUUGUCUGAGACUCUGAGGCUUAAAAAUUCCUAUAUGAGCCCUGAGGUCAGUCUUGAGGCCCUGCUGAAGUCUUUUUUUUUUUUUUUGUACCAGGGAUCAAACUCGGGUCCUUGCGAAUGAGAGGCAGGCGGCUGAACCACUGAGCUAAAUCCCUGGGCCCUCUGCUGAAUUCUGGCCAAUGCCCUUUGUAUCAGGACCUGCAGGAAAUUCCACAACUAUGAUUCAAAAAUCUAAUUAAUUCUCCUAUCUGCUCUUUUUUUGAUGGUGGUGGUAAUGGGGAUUUACCCAGAUAGGACCUUCAUAUUGAGCUAUAUCCCUAGCCCUUUUUUAUUUUGUAUUUUGAGAUAGGGUCUUGCUAAGUUGUUUGCUUAGGCUGUGUUUGAAUUUUCAAUCCUUCUGCCUCAGCUUCUUAGUGCUGGGAUUACAGGCGGGCAUCAUCACACCUAGCUUUUUUUUGUUCCCCCAUUUAAAAAAUCAUCACCUUAUGAAGAUGAGAAAAUGUGAUGAUGUCCCUGGUUUUGUGUGACAUGAGCAAAACAACAACAAGAAAAAAUCACCUUUUGUCUUAGUUACUUCUUUGUUGAGAC